CCCAUCUGCCAACCCUUCACUGGCUGCCCAGCCUGAAAGGCAGCGUCUGGGGCUGUUAGGGAGGGGGACACAUUCCCCAGAGGCUCCUGGAGAACAGCCUUUCAGGGCUGGGGUGGAAGCUCAUUUGAAUGAGAAUCAGGUCUUUUCUGCCCGUGCCGGUUAGUCUGAACCUCGGCCCCACUAGCGCCAGCUGCGUUGGAUGCCUGAGAAGCUCUGUGUUUCUCGCCCUCCCUGCCUUCCAUCUGCAUCUGGUGGCCGCCAUUAAUAUCCUGUCCCCAGCCACGGUCGGCCUCCCUUGGUUUCUCCGGCUCUGGGGACCUCCCUGCUCCCAGCUGCGCUGCGGCCCCACCCCGCAUGCUCCCUGCCUCUGAUAGCCUUGCGUUCAGCUACCAUGCCUGAUGCUGGCUCCCACCGCCCAGGAGCCCCAGCCAGGCUAGGCCCCCUUCUCUUAGCCCUGCUGCUGCUGCUACCCAUGGUCCCAGCUCCCAGAACAAGUGCCCAGGAGGUACCAGACAUGAUGCCUCUGCCUGGUUGCUCAGGUGGCAACUGCCACCCACCUACUGGCAAUCUGGUUAUUGGCCGUGGCCAGAGCCUUCGAACCUCAUCCACCUGUGGCCUCCAUGGCCCUGAACUCUACUGUGUUGUCACUAAACUACAGGACUCUCAGAAUUGCUGCUUUUGUGACUCUCGGGAUGGGAAAAGCCAUGGCAUUGAGAAUGUGGUCUCCCGGAGUGACCCUGAUGGCAAAAAGACCUGGUGGCAGGCAGAGAGUGGUGUUGAGAAUGUCAGCAUCCAAUUGGACCUAGAAGGUGCCUUUUACUUUACCCACCUCAUCAUGACUUUCAAGACAUUCCGCCCAGCAGCUCUGCUCCUUGAGCGCUCAGUGGACCAUGGGCACUCCUGGCAUGUGUUCCGCUACUUUGCCCACAACUGCUCAGACCUCUUUCCUGGGAUCCCUCCUGGCCCUGGCCGCAGAGUCAGUGACCUCGUCUGUGACCAGCGUUACUCAGACAUCGAGCCUGCCACCGAGGGAGAGGUAAUUUUCCAAGUUCUGGACCCAGCCUUUCUGGCGGAGAACACAACCAACACGGAGAUUCAGGAACUCCUGCAUGUGACCAACCUCCGUGUGAACUUCUCCAAACUGCACACACUGGGUGACAGGCCCCUGGGGGGCCUCAAGGGCCACCCCUUCUACUACUACGCUCUCUAUGAGCUAGUGAUUGGAGGCAGCUGCCUGUGCCACGGCCAUGCCUCUGAGUGCAGGCCCGCACCCGGGUCCCCACCCAGCGUGGAAGGCAUGGUGCAUGGCCAUUGUGUCUGCCGCCACCACACUGCUGGUACCCACUGUGAACGCUGCCAGGGCCUGUACCAGGACCGCCCGUGGCAGGCAGCAGAGCCUGGGUACCCCCACGCCUGCCAGGAAUGCGAGUGCCACGGGCACGCCCGCAGUUGUCACUUUGACAUGGCCCUGUAUCUUGCAUCUGGCAACGUGAGUGGAGGUGUGUGCAAUGCAUGUCAACACAACACAGCCGGGCGCCACUGUGAGCUCUGCCAGCCCUUCUUCCACCGGGACCCCCUGGAGGACCCCCGCUCCCUUCACUCCUGCAAACCCUGUGACUGCGACCCUGUGGGUGCCCUGGAAGGGGGUUUGUGUGAUGCCUACACAGAUGCCACCCGGGGCCUCCUCUCUGGGCAGUGUCGCUGCAAAGUUCACGUCUGGGGCCAGCGCUGCGACUCCUGCCGGCCAGGUCACUAUGGCCUGAGCCUCACCCAGUCAGAAGGCUGCCAGCCCUGCAGGUGCGACGCCCGGGGCCGGGUCCCCGGCACUCGUGCCUGUGAUCCAUCCAGCGGUGCCUGUCACUGCAAACGCUUUGUCUCUGGACGGGACUGCAGCCGCUGUCUGCCUGAGUUCUGGGGUCUGAGCGGUGACUCCCUAGGCUGUCGGCCCUGUGACUGUGACUUUGGGGGUGCCUACAGCAACAGGUGUUCCGCAGGGCAGGGCCUCUGCCUCUGCCGCCCCCACCUGCACGGCCGCCGCUGCCAGGAACUCCAGUCUGGGUACUUCUGCGCCACCCUCGACCAGGCCACUGCCGAAGCAGAGCAUGGCCACAGCCUCCGGCCUGCUGACCCACGGCUGCCUGGAGCCCCUUGGCCUGCUCCCCCCUACUGUCCACCAGCCCCAGGGACCUCCUCCGGUUGGCUCGGGCCCCGACUUUGGAGACAGCGUGACCCUCGCUGUGCCCUCCAACGUGCCAGGCAAGCCCAGUACAGCCACCAGCUGCCCAGGACCCCAGGGAAGCCCCCGCCCCUGCAUCGGGGAGCUGACUUUGUACUGGGGAGGGGCUCCGACUUCGUACGUGUGGUGGACGGAGCUGGCCUUUCUCUGCUGGCACCCACAGUGCCUCGUGCCCUGGACUAUGACAUCAUCCUACGCUAUGAGACCCAGGUACCUGAAGUGUGGCAGGCAUUAGUCCGGGUCCGUGCCCAGUCGCAGCCCCGCAGUACCCGCUGUGCCCAUCCGCUGCCCUCAGAGCAGCUGUUCCAGGUGACCUUGACCCAUGUGCACAGAGCCGUGGUUCUUUCCAGACCGUUCUGCUUUGAACCUGGAACACGCUACUCUGUGACCCUGCGGCUGUGGCGGACCAAGGAGGGACGGAGACCCGAGGGAGGCACGAUCCUCCUGGAUUCAGUCGUGCUCCUGCCGCGGGUUGGAGAGUUGCCCGGACUGAGGUCCGUGGACCCUGGGGCCCCGGGCCGCUUGCAGGAGCUCCACGAGGUGGGCUGCCUGGAGGCAGCGAGGGUGAGCCCACCCCAAAGCAUGCCUGAGGCCUGCGCCCGCCUCUCCUGCAGCAUCUCAGCCCUGCUCCAUGGAGGUGGCCUCGCGUGUGAGUGCCACCUACAGGGUUCACUGAGCACCGAGUGUGCCCCACUGGGGGGGCAGUGCCCCUGCCGCCCUAACAUCAUGGGUCGUACCUGUGACCGCUGCCUGCCCGGGACGUUUGGCCUCGGGCCCACCGGGUGCCGUGACUGCCGCUGCCACCCUGAGGGGGCUGCCAGUGCCGUCUGUAACCCUACGAGCGGGCAGUGCACGUGUCGGGCAGGCCGCGCUGGUCGCCGCUGUGACCGCUGCCUCUCUGGUCGGUGGGGCUUCCCACACUGCCAGCCCUGUGCCUGCAAUGGACACGCCGAGUCGUGCCACCCACUCACAGGCGUCUGCCAGGACUGCCGUGGAGCCACCACGGGCCGGCACUGUGAGAGGUGCUUGGACGGCUACUAUGGAGACCCCACCCUGGGCUCAGGCCAGCGGUGCCAGCCCUGCCCCUGUCCUGGGCACCCUGGCUCAGGCCUCUAUCAUGGGACCUCCUGCCAUAUGGACAGCACCAGUGGACGUGUCCUGUGCCUCUGUGCCCCCGGCUAUGCAGGUCCCCGCUGUGACCGCUGCUCCCCCGGCUACUUUGGGCACCCCUGGCCUGGAGAUGACCCCAGAAGGAGUCCCUGCCGGCCCUGCCAGUGCAACAACAAUAUUGAUCCCCGUGACCCAGCUGCCUGCGACCCCCACAGUGGACAUUGCCAGCGCUGUCUGCACCACAGCCAUGGUGCUGGCUGUGCCCACUGCCGGCCUGGCUUCCAUGGCAGUGCCCUGCGCCCAGGGGGCUGCCGGCGUGAGUGUGUGGGUGGGGUGGGUGAGGGCGUCCCAAGGUGGAGGAGGGGUGGAUUCGCGUUCCUCAGCCCCUGUCAAGCCCUUCCUGUCCCCAGGCUGCAGCUGUGACCCCCGGGGCACCAGCCCUGUGAGGUGCCCACCUGAGGCUGAAGCCUGCUUCUGUGACCCUGUCAGUGGGCAGUGCCCUUGCCGCCCCCACACACUGGGGCGGGACUGUAGCCGCUGUGCCCCUCUCUUCUGGAACCUCAGGGGGCCCCGGGGCUGUGAGCCCUGCAGCUGCCACGCCCGACACAGUUUGCAGCCGGGGUGUCACCCAGUGAGUCAGCCCGUGUUGCGAGUAGCACGUAGCCAUGGCUGGGUGUGAGUGCGUAUCUGUGCCUGUGAAACGGUGUGACUUAGGGCCAGUGCGAGUGUUAAUGUGACCACCAGCAGAGGUGUGCAGGGCUGUGAACAGCUGUGUAUCUGUGCUCUCAUGCGACAUGAGCUGUGAGCAAACCUGAGACCACACGGGUCCAACCCCAUUCAUUUGGUGCCUGAAGGAGACGAGGUCUGAAGUGUGCUCUUGGGUCCCUGGUGCGGACAGGGUGGGAGUCAGGGAGUCAGAGGGCAUGGAAACAGCGGGGCACUUGACUCAGGACACAUAGGGGCCUGUCAGGAGAUGAGAACCCAGAGGGCCCGUCGGGGGACGGUGGGAAAGUGGGGGUCGGCCUGGGGCGCAGACCAGAGGCAGAAGGAGAGGAGGAGCCUGCUGCCAAGCACAAGUGUGGGUACUGCCAGGCUGGGACAGGGCUGAGGGGCGGCACCAGUGUGCUGCUCUGGGCCCUCUUGCCCUUCUCCCUCCCUUGUUGUUUCACUGCCUGGCCACACUUUUUUCCCUCAGGUCACAGGUCAGUGCCCCUGCCGGGCAGGAUUUGGGGGCCGCACGUGCUCCCGGUGUCGGGAUGGGUACUGGGGUGACCCGGAGCGGGAGUGCAGAGCCUGUGCCUGUGACCCCCAGGGCUCCAUCUCGCCCAGCUGUGACCCACACACAGGCACCUGCCGCUGCCGAGAGGGCAUCUCAGGGCCGAGGUGCCAAGCGUGUGCCCGUGGCUCCAUAGGCGGCUUCCCACACUGCACGUCCUGCCCUCCCUGCUUCGCCUCCUGGGACCAACGCCUGGCUCCCCUCCAGCUGCAUCUGGACACCGUGGCCCAUGAGGUGGCCGCCCUGUGCCAGGGCAUGCCUGGCUGGGGUGCUGGGCACCGGGGAGGACAGCUACAGGCCCUGGAGGGUAAACUCCAGCAGGCCCAAACACUCCUGGAAUCGCCUUCCCCCACUGGAUGGCCCCUGCGACAACUUACAGAGUGGAUCACCGGACUCAGGCAAGGGGUCUGGGGUCAUUAGGGAGGAGGGCUCCAGCUGGCCUCCCAGGGUCAGGGACUCAGACGGUCUCUGCCUGGCUAUCUGAGUCCUGGGUUCGGGAGUGAGGUGAGUCCUCUGGAGUGAGGAGACAGGGGGAAAAGGGCAUCUCUGGCCAGGCUGAUAGUCCAUCUUCCCGCAGGACAGAAAGCACCACAUUGGCCCGGACACUGUGGGUCACAGCCGAGGUUGUGGCAGAGAGAGAGUCAUGGGUUAGGGGACAGUGUGAACAUCUGGAAGAAUUAUCCCGGGAGUUAGACUGUGUCAAGGGCCUGGCCUGGCCCAGGAAGGCCACGGGAG
Messenger RNA from Capra hircus (goat), 5357 nucleotides. Its product is annotated as laminin subunit beta-2. The record is from RefSeq and is a predicted model, not a curated record. Gene Ontology annotation, cellular component: laminin trimer. NCBI's taxonomy places the organism in Eukaryota, Metazoa, Chordata, Mammalia, Artiodactyla, Bovidae. Gene Ontology annotation, molecular function: extracellular matrix structural constituent. The transcript has 24 exons. Gene Ontology annotation, biological process: cell migration; basement membrane assembly; substrate adhesion-dependent cell spreading. The coding region runs from base 392 to 3769 and encodes 1125 amino acids.